Messenger RNA from Fulvia fulva, 1212 nucleotides. RefSeq lists its product as uncharacterized. Bases 1 to 1212 code for a protein of 403 amino acids. The transcript is spliced from 3 exons. The record is from RefSeq and is a predicted model, not a curated record. NCBI's taxonomy places the organism in Eukaryota, Fungi, Ascomycota, Dothideomycetes, Mycosphaerellales, Mycosphaerellaceae.
AUGCCGGGCAGCUUAGCAUUGCCAUACAGGCAUUACACUACCGCGCAGCUUGCGAAGUUCGUAGCGCGCCGCGGUUUGUCAGUGUCGCUUCCGAAGAAGGCCUCUCAUGCCAGAAGACGCAGAGGUCUACUCGAUGCGUUGGAACAGUCUGAUGCAAACUUCCGAGUCCGCUUCUUUGACCUGCCAGGUGAAUUGCGGAACGCGAUAUACGAAUACCUUCUCACAAGCCCAAAGGACGAUGAGGGCGUUAUCACAUGCUAUCCUCAAAUACUGGCCACAUGUGAGCAAGUGAAUGAGGAGGCUACCAGCAUUCUCUACGGCGAGAACAAGAUCGAAAUCAGACUCGCUCCAGAUGGCGUCUUCGCCAACGGUAUCAGAUGCGGCGAAUACCAGCCCACCAAGAUAUCCGAUGGGGUCCUGACCAAGAAAGCCCUCGAUUUCACCACUAUCACAUGGCCCGACUUCUUACGGCGCGCUUACCACCUCAAUGUCAGAACACGCGACCAGGGCUGGAGGGCUAUCAAGUCGCGCAACAUCCUGCCCUCAGGCAAUAGCUUCGCCGCGCUCUCCAACACCGUCUACUCCUUAAGCACAUUCCUUGCCCGGGAUAACGAGGCCCGAAAUUGCAAAGUCGCCUUCCACUUUCCAGGCAACACCCAUAUCCUGGGAGAAGACUGGUGGAGAGCACGCUUCCAUGAAUCUCUAGAUCCAAUGCGACUAUUGACCGAUGGAAGGCCCGGGCAUGAUUUGCAUAGUGAUGACGCCAAGUAUCAUGGUCAGUUCGCCAACUGGGACGAGGGUCUACCAGAAAUCAUGGAAAGCCUUCUGGUCGACGGCACCUCUCAGAUCGCACGCUGGGCUUUCGACUGGGACUUCAACCUUCACUUCAUCACGAAGUUUCUCUUCCGCCUGGUUUUCUUCGUGCCGUGCCUGCUUCUCAUGAGACACUGCAAACGAGGGUACGAGAAAGAGCUCGCUGUCUUUCUGUGCGAGUUCUACGGUCGAGCUGCGAAGUGUCUCGCCGCAUCCAGAGCUAAAGGUUGGAGGAGGGUCUCUGAGAAUGGAUUCGGCCAUGUAUUGCGUGGAAUAGAUGAAAAGACGGCGCGAGAGCAAACGGAGUGGUAUUCGAGGAAGGAUAUCGAUUACCGUUUGUUCUUUGCGCGGUACGGCAAGGGUACGGCGGUGGACGAUGACGAAUACCAAAAGGACUGA